UUCCAGUCUUACAUACCAAGGCUGAGAGGGAUAUGUUUGGUCUUUUCACUAAGCAGACCUAGUCUUGUUAUUUUUAACCCAAUAAAUGAACGAUCAAUGAGAAGCCCAGUGAUAUUUUUUCCAAAAUUUUGGUAGCUACUAAUUCAUGUAUAGGUGAGCACGUCAGCUUUUGCAGUCAAAGCAAGGAGACACUUGUUGGUCAUCAGGUCAGUGAGACUGACCCAUGGACGAGAACGGUACAGACAGUCCAGUGGCCGUGAAGGUGGAGGGCCACUCUCGAUGCAUCAUCCUGAGGUACUUCCGGGGGGACAUCGGGAGCAUGGUGGACGCUCACUUCAGCCGUGCUCUCAGCAGAGUGUGCAAGGCCAACACUCCGGCAGGCAAGGCUAAGAAAAUACGCAAAACCAUUAAAUUAGAGGAGAGUGGCUCCUGUCAGGCCAACGGCACUGAGCCUCUUCCAGCGUCGGGUUGUCACGUGGCUUUCAAAGCCAUGGACGAUCCCUGCAGGCCGUGGCCCUCCUUCAUCACCAGGACCAGAGAAGAAGCCUCUGGGUUGCCGUCUGCUGCGUACUCCAUGUCGCCGGAAGACUUGAGUCUGACGGGGCAGCAGUAUGCCUCGUCCCUGCUGAACCUCCUGCACAGCGACCGCAGCGAGAUGGGGCCCGGCAUGGCCUCCAGCUCAAAGACAGAACUGGUGCCCAGCUGGAUGGUGCACCAAGGAUUUAGGGACUCCGUGGAGCCCGCUGUAGGCUUUGAGUCUGGACAACGUGUGGACAAGAAAGACUUGUACUGGUACUGAGGGGACGACGUAGGGCAGCGAUGGAGGCUCCACCUGACUAGGAGUCAUCGUCAUCACCAGCAGGAGCUUUGAUUGUCUUCCUCACGGCAGUGAUACGACCUCAGGAAAACCUGCUGUGCUACUUUGUGUCCUUCCUCUGCUCCUUCACUGCUCCUUUUGCAGCCGAGUAGACGGAGGAAAUUGUAUUGCUUUGAUUAUUUUCUUGCCAACUAUCGUCACCAGAAAAAGGACCGGUAUUACUACAGUGUGUGUAGCUCAGUACUGCAUGUUUUGUGUGCAUGUAAAUAUGCAAAUAAUGUCUGUUGCAGCGCUGCAGCUGUGACCUUGCAUAACUUUUCAGGAGCGAGUGGCCUCCAAGGGCCAAAAUGUUCAAGAACAAAUGAAUGUUGCAUUUUUAAUAGGAAAAAUAAUAAUGAUAAUAUCUUAGUAAGCUGUGCUGGAUGUUCAAAGUAUCAGAUAAAAUAAAUGAGCUGAAACAGUCCAAACUAUUAUUGUACUAUUAUCAUUAUUAUUAUUGUAUUAUUAUUGUACUUGUGUUUCUGUCAUGUUCUGUGUGCUGCUCUGCUGCCCUCUGCCAUUCCCUGAACCUGCCCAGGACUUAAUUGGUCACACCUGCAGCUCAUUACAACCUGCCUUCUUAAGCUGCAGCCAAACUCCAGACCAGCGCCAGAUUGUACUUCCUGACCACCCACUCCUUGCUCCUGCUCAGUCCGGCUCCUUGUUCCUUACCCUGCUUUCUGGCUCAACCCUUUGCUACCAUUACCUGCUCUUUUGCAUUUUUGUAUUUCCUGAUAGGUGUGCCUUCAGUGUCUUUUGUUGUUACUUUAGUGUUUUUUCUUGACAGCCUUUUGCUGUCAGUGCUUUUCUUUAGUAUUACCUGUAGUGGAUUUUCCUUUGUUGAACUUUGCUCUU
Messenger RNA from Dunckerocampus dactyliophorus (ringed pipefish), 1711 nucleotides. RefSeq names its product vestigial like family member 1 (gene vgll1l). Gene Ontology annotation, cellular component: nucleus. The transcript has 4 exons. The coding region runs from base 224 to 799 and encodes 191 amino acids. Gene Ontology annotation, biological process: regulation of transcription by RNA polymerase II. NCBI's taxonomy places the organism in Eukaryota, Metazoa, Chordata, Actinopteri, Syngnathiformes, Syngnathidae. The record is from RefSeq and is a predicted model, not a curated record.